UCGUCUACUUACAUUGGUGAAUUUGCCCAAGUCACAAAUUGGUCUAGCUGCUGCUUGCGUGUCUUUGCAUGGCACCCUCACACCAACAAGUUUCCAGUGGCCCUACUAGAUGAUUCAGUCCGUGUGUAUAAUGCCAGCAGCACCAUAGUCCCCUCCCUGAAGCACCGGCUGCAACAAAAUGUGGCAGCUCUGGCCUGGAAGCCCCUCAGUGCCUCUGUCUUGGCUCUGGUCUGCCAGAGCUGCAUUCUCAUCUGGACCCUGGACCCUACCUCCUUGUCUACCCGACCCUCUUCUGGCUGUGCCCAAGUGCUGUCUCACCCUGGGCACACACCUGUCACCAGCUUGGCCUGGGCCCCCAGUCGGGGGCGGCUGCUCUCAGCUUCACCCGUAGAUGCUGCUAUCCAGGUAUGGGAUGUCUCAACAGAGACCUGUGUUCCCCUUCCCUGGUUUAGAGGAGGUGGGGUGACUAACCUGCUCUGGUCCCCAGAUGGCAGCAAAGUCCUGGCUACCACUCCUUCAGCUGUCUUUCGAGUCUGGCUGGCCCAGAUGUGGACUUGCGAGAGGUCGCCUACUCUAUCAGGGCGCUGUCAGACUGGCUGCUGGAGCCCAGAUGGCAACCGAUUGCUGUUCACUGUGUUGGGAGAGCCACUGAUUUACUCCCUGUCUUUUCCAGAACGUUGUGGUGAGGGAAAGGCCCGUGUUGGAGGUGCGAAGUCAGCAACAAUUGUGGCAAAUCUCUCCAAGACAACAAUCCAGACACCAGAUGGUGAGGAGAGGCUUGGGGAAGAGGCUCACUCCAUGGUCUGGGACCCCAGUGGGGAGCGUUUGGCUGUGCUCAUGAAAGGAAGCCCAAGGGUACAGGGUGGUAAACCAGUCAUCCUCCUCUUAUGUACUCGAAACAGCCCUGUGUUUGAGCUCCUUCCCUGUGGCGUUAUCCAGCGGGAGCCAGGAGCCCAGCCCCAGCUCAUCGCUUUCCAUCCUUCCUUCAACAAAGGGGCCCUGCUCAGUGUGGGCUGGUCCACAGGCCAAAUUGCCCACAUCCCACUGUACUUCGUCAAUGCCCAGUUUCCAUGUUUCAGCCCAGUGCUUGGCUGGGCCCAAGAACCCCCUGCUGGGGGUGGAGGCUCUAUUCGUGACCUGCCCCUCUUUACUGAGACAGCCCCAACCUCUGCUCCUUGGGAUCCUCUCCCAGGGCCACUACCUGUUCUGCCCCACUCCCCACAUUCCCACCUCUAAUAAAAGCUUUCCUUUUGUUUU
Molecule: messenger RNA, 1257 nt
Organism: Cebus imitator (Panamanian white-faced capuchin)
Lineage: Eukaryota; Metazoa; Chordata; Mammalia; Primates; Cebidae
Product: aladin-like
Exons: 1
Biological process (GO): nucleocytoplasmic transport
Cellular component (GO): nuclear pore
Molecular function (GO): protein binding
Source: RefSeq, a predicted model, not a curated record